Messenger RNA from Euleptes europaea (tarantolino), 2534 nucleotides. RefSeq names its product potassium voltage-gated channel subfamily C member 2 (gene KCNC2). The record is from RefSeq and is a predicted model, not a curated record. The transcript is spliced from 6 exons. Gene Ontology annotation, molecular function: protein binding; delayed rectifier potassium channel activity. Gene Ontology annotation, biological process: potassium ion transmembrane transport; protein homooligomerization. Gene Ontology annotation, cellular component: voltage-gated potassium channel complex; dendrite membrane; axon. NCBI's taxonomy places the organism in Eukaryota, Metazoa, Chordata, Lepidosauria, Squamata, Sphaerodactylidae. Bases 140 to 2038 code for a protein of 632 amino acids.
AAAAAAGCUCACAACAAGUAGUUCUUGGCUUCACCCAGACGCGCACGGCUCGGCUGGCUAGGAGUCUGGCAGCCGCCGCCAAGGAAACAGCGCUUGCUAUGUGAAGAAGAGCCUCCUAAGUCAUGUCUGAGCCACAGAGAUGGGGAAGCUCGAGGACCACGAGAGGGUGAUCCUCAACGUCGGGGGCACCAGGCACGAGACCUACCGGAGCACCCUCAAGACCCUGCCGGGCACCCGCCUGGCCCUGCUCGCCUGCCAGUCCCCGGGCGGCUCCCCUGGCGGCGGCGGGGAGGAACUGCCCCUGCCCCUGCCCCUGCCGCCGCCCGCCCCCAACCCCGCCCCCGGCGGCGCGGCCAAUCCGGGCGGGGUGGGCGGGGCCGGCGGCCCUGGCGGCCAUGGCGGCGGCGUGGGCGGGGCGGCCCUGGCGGCGGCGCGUGGCGGGAAGGGCGCGUGCCGCGAGUUCUUCUUCGACCGCCACCCGGGCGUCUUCGCCUACGUGCUCAACUACUACCGCACGGGCAAGCUGCACUGCCCGGCCGACGUGUGCGGGCCGCUCUUCGAGGAGGAGCUGGCCUUCUGGGGCAUCGACGAGACCGACGUGGAGCCUUGCUGCUGGAUGACCUACCGCCAGCACCGCGACGCCGAGGAGGCCCUCGACAUCUUCGAGGCCCCCGACCUCAUCUCCGGAGAGCCGCCCGCCGGCGAGACGCCCGACCACGGCGGCGCCGCCAAGCGCCUGGCCAUCGAGGACGUGGGCGCCGGGGGGGCCGCCGCCGCCGCCAACGGCUCCCCCCUCGACGGCCACGGGGGCCGCUGGAAGAGGCUCCGGCCCCGCGUGUGGGCGCUCUUCGAGGACCCCUACUCUUCCCGCGCCGCCAGAUUCAUUGCUUUUGCCUCUUUAUUCUUCAUCCUCCUUUCAAUCACAACCUUUUGCCUGGAAACCCAUGAAGCAUUCAAUACCAUCAUAAAUAAAACAGACCCCACUCUCAACGGCACUGAGGUGGUUCUGCAGUAUGAAAUUGAGACAGAUCCUGCUCUGACAUAUGUUGAAGGAGUCUGUGUGGUGUGGUUUACAUUUGAAUUUUUAGUUCGUGUUGUGUUUUCACCCAACAAAAUUGAAUUCAUCAAAAACCUCUUGAAUAUCAUUGACUUUGUGGCAAUCUUGCCUUUCUAUCUAGAAGUGGGCCUCAGUGGGCUCUCCUCUAAAGCUGCUAAAGAUGUGCUUGGUUUCCUCAGGGUGGUGAGGUUUGUGAGAAUCCUGCGAAUCUUCAAGCUCACCCGACAUUUUGUAGGCCUCAGGGUGCUGGGUCACACAUUACGAGCAAGCACCAAUGAGUUUUUGCUGCUGAUAAUAUUUUUGGCAUUAGGAGUGUUGAUAUUUGCCACCAUGAUCUACUAUGCGGAGCGAAUAGGAGCCAAACCCAAUGACCCAUCAGCUAGUGCACACACAGAGUUUAAAAACAUCCCCAUUGGUUUCUGGUGGGCUGUGGUCACUAUGACCACUCUUGGGUAUGGAGACAUGUAUCCAAAGACAUGGUCAGGCAUGCUAGUGGGUGCUCUGUGUGCUUUGGCUGGGGUGCUGACGAUAGCUAUGCCUGUGCCUGUUAUUGUCAACAAUUUUGGAAUGUACUAUUCCCUGGCCAUGGCAAAGCAGAAGCUUCCAAGAAAGAGAAAGAAGCACAUCCCACCUGCUACUCAGGCAAGUUCCCCUACAUUUUGCAAGACAGACUUGAAUAUGGCCUGCAAUAGCACACUGGGGGAAAUCUGCCUGGGCAAAGAUAACCGGCUGAUGGAACACAAUAAAUCAGUGUUAUCAGGUGAAGACAGUACAGAAAGUGAGCAGCCACUCUCACCUGUGGAAAGGCUCCCACCAAUGAGACGCUCUAGUACCAGAGACAAAAACAGAAGAGAGGGAACAUGUUUCCUACUGACAGCAGGUGAUUACGCGUGUGCUACUGAUGGAGGGAUCAGGAAAGAUAACUGCAAAGAGGUUGUCAUUACUGGUUACACGCAAGCAGAGGCCAGAUCUCUUUCUUAAUGGCAUGGGAAGGCACAAAACAUGAAAGAAAGUGUUAUACAGAAUUUAUCAUGGAUUUUUGACUGCUGAAAAAAGGACAAUGGAAUUUAGCCAUACCAAGGACUGUACUGGAAAGAGACUGCUCCUCCUGAAUGGGCCCUCAUAAGCACCUGCCACCUUGAAGAGCUUGUUAUGAGGAUUACGGAUGAAUUCCAAUUGCUGCUGCCAGCAGACGCAACUGUUAGUCACUAUUGAUGAGUCAGCUGUAAAUAAGAUGUGUGUGCAUGGAAUAUUAGCUUUAGUCAUCUAUGCCAAGGGAUGCUGAAUUCAAAGACAUCAUCUCUGAGACUUUAUGAAAAAAAAGGCCGAGACACCUCUUUAUGUAUUCUUCCUGGUCCCUACAGUAGAUCAUACUGUGGAUCAUACAAAGGCACACAUGUUUUAACAAUAGUGAUGUAAAUGCUGUCUGUUAUAAGUUUCCUCAUAACAACCGUAUUUUUGCAAAGUUUGUAAUUCA